Messenger RNA from Adineta ricciae, 1131 nucleotides. The record is from the annotation of a GenBank genome assembly. NCBI's taxonomy places the organism in Eukaryota, Metazoa, Rotifera, Eurotatoria, Adinetida, Adinetidae.
AUGAAUGAACCAAGUGAAAAUCCUGUUACCGACGAAAAACCAUCGUCAGAUUUUCUGCAUGAAUAUUUACAGAAAACUGAUUUAUCAACAACAACAAGCCUUAAUCAAUUCGUCAAGGAUCAUCAGAUUACACGCGAAGAAAAUGAAACCGAAGAAGCGUUUACUAAACGUGUGAAAAAGAUCAAUUAUCUGAAUUUAGCGCAGCAAUUAAUUCGCAAUAGUGCUCAACAUACUCAUUCACGUCAGAUCAUUAAACCUGAAGUCAAGUCAUCUACACAUGAGGAAUCAACGUCAAAACUUGUAGCACCUUUGAAACGCAUGAAACCUGUCUUUUCUCCAGCUGAAGAUCCUGAUUUUGACGAUGAAUUUGAAGUCGACGAUCAAAAUUCUCGAGAUAUCUAUGAUCAAUCAACUACAUCAUCGUCAUCUUCAAGCGAUGAUGAGGAAAUUCGUCCCCGUCAACACCGUAUCUUAUCAUUCAAAACGAAUAAUACAUUUGCAAAUGACAUUAAACAAAAACUGUCAAGUCUAGCUGCUGAUGUCGUCCGUACAUUUGGUACGUCAACUACAAUAGGCGAUGAUGAUUACACAAAGCCACUACCAACAAGUACCUCAUUUUCAUCUCGACUAUUUCCUAAUCGAAAUAAAGAUCUCACCAAUCAAAAUUGUUCGCCGAAUAAUGACAAUGCUGUUAUACAAGAAGAAGAAUUGGUUUCUUCAAAACAUACUGAUUAUCAUGAAGAUAAUGAUACUGAUUUAUUGUAUACAAACGAGAGUUUAUUACCUCAAGUCGACUGGGAUAAUCUGGAAAAACAAUUAAAACAAGCUCAGGUCGAACGCGAAAGAUACGAUAAGGUAGGAUUUGUCUCUUCUUCGUCAGCUAUUUCAUACACGAUUCGUUCAGAAUUGAAAGCCCGACUGAAUGAUCGUGACGAAAUCCGCCGGAAACUAGCAGCAGGCAAUGAAUCUGAAGGUGAAAGUGAAGACUAUUACACAUCAGAUUAUAUAAAAAAAACAAUGAUCACAACGUCCCAUCGACGACGGCAAGGUAAUGUGACUAUUGAAGAGUACAAACUCAAAUCUGCAAAUAUGUUUUGUCAACGAAAACCACCAAACAAGCGAUUCAUCUGA